Messenger RNA from Helianthus annuus (common sunflower), 691 nucleotides. RefSeq lists its product as uncharacterized. Gene Ontology annotation, molecular function: DNA-binding transcription factor activity; sequence-specific DNA binding. NCBI's taxonomy places the organism in Eukaryota, Viridiplantae, Streptophyta, Magnoliopsida, Asterales, Asteraceae. Gene Ontology annotation, cellular component: nucleus. The coding region runs from base 134 to 685 and encodes 183 amino acids. The record is from RefSeq and is a predicted model, not a curated record. Gene Ontology annotation, biological process: regulation of DNA-templated transcription. The transcript has 5 exons.
AAUGUACCCAAACUCAUCAAGAAGCAGACAACAAUAGUUUCUGAGACAGCAACUCCGAAUCUUCAUAUAUAUCACUCAUUUUCUUCAGAAGACCCUAAAUGAAAGUGUGGUAGCUCUUCGAGAUUAAAUCAUUAUGGGCUCUAAGGAGGAACAAAGAGCAGCUUUAUAUCAGAAGUUCAAAGAACUUGGCUCGGUUUCCCAUUCCGAUGCGGUAAACAAAACAUCAAUUGUCGUGGAGGCCGCAAAUUAUAUCGAAGAACUCAAGCAUAAGGUAGAAAAACUAGAUGAAGAUAUCAUGAGUUCGAAUGAAGCUACUUCAAUACCUAUGAAAGCCACAGUUGAAACCCUAGAUAAGGGUUUUCGAAUUAACGUCUUCUCAGAAGAGGAUUGCCCCGGUCUACUUGUCUCUAUUCUUGAAGCAUUUGAAGAGCUUGGACUUGAUGUGCGUGAUGCUAACAUAUCUUGUUCCAAUAAGUUCCAUCUCCAAGCCAUAGGCGAAUUAUUGAAGAAUGAGGGACAUGUUGAUGACAUAGAUGCUCAGGUGGUGAAACGAACUGUUUUGAAAGCUAUUAAGUACUGGAGUGACAGCAACGGCGAAGAUGAUGAGCACAGUGGAUUUCCCAAGAUCUUCUUUGGUUUGUUUGUUUUCUUCAUGUUUGCAGUAGGUUUGUUUGUAGUAAUAUGAUAAGGG